Diatraea saccharalis (sugarcane borer) is the source of this 4593-nucleotide messenger RNA. NCBI's taxonomy places the organism in Eukaryota, Metazoa, Arthropoda, Insecta, Lepidoptera, Crambidae. The record is from the annotation of a GenBank genome assembly.
AUCCAUUGGGGAGGCCUGUUCUGAAAUGGACGUUGUUCAUCUAUGUGAUAAUCAUCUUUAUUUAUAAAAAUAUCUCUUAAACAUAAACUUCUGGAAUAUUCUUUCAAAUAGUAAUUCCAGUUCCUCUUGUUAAUGUCUAUUUAUUCAAAUAGGUGGUUUCAUUGGCCCCUACAAUUAUUUUUAGGAAGAUUAUCUUGAUGGACCUUAUGAGUAUCACCCAGUUGAAGAAGACAAUGGAUCAUGUGUACACUUCAAAAAGAGAAUACUACUUGACAAAAAUAGUAUAUCAAAAAUGUCAUUUAAAGAUGUGAUAUCAAAAUACAAUGGCACAUUAGUUCUUGUUGCAUCAAAAGAAGAACGUUGGGCUGCUUUGGCUCCACAUUUACCAUUUUCAUAUAUAGCUCAAUUUAAAAAAAUUCACUACUGCCUUCUAGAAUUAAUAGGCAGGUCAAGGGAAAAUGGACAAAUGACUGUCGGUAAAUCGAACGUGGCAAAAAUUCUCAAGGAUUCUAAAUUAUUGUUCUACAAUAGAAAAAUACUACAAGAUUUGGACUUAGUAAGAGUGUCACAUAUUACACAAGUUAUGGCAAAUAGAGGAGCAUCAAAAGCAAUUUUAUUGAGACUGAGAAGGUUUCACCAAAGCUCUAUACUAAGUGUCCCAAAAAUUGGUUGGAUUCACAAUCUGAUAGAAUACUUAAAAGAAAGACCAAAUUAUUGUGAAUCUACUGAAACAGUUGUAAGUAAAGGUUUAAUGACACAACAACAAAACAAAAGAUUCCAAAAAAAGUUCUACAUAUUUGGUUUUGAAGAACAACCUGUUAAAUUAAAUGAACUUGCAACAUCAAAGAAAAGAGAAAGGCCAAAUAAGAAACGUCGUUAUAUUUAUUUAAGCUCUAUAAGUGAUGACGAACAUUCUGAAUCUGAAGACGAAGAACAUAAAUCACCAAUGAAAUGUCAAUACAAAGUGGGUGUCAACUUGCUGAGACAAGCAUAUGAAAGAUUUUUAGAAGCAGGACUUGAAGGUUUAACACAAAUAGAAUUAGGAGAACUCUUAGGUAUUGAGUUUUAUGUAAGCAGAACAAUUUGUAGACUUUUUAAGGCAAAAAAUAUAGUUAGAGAAUUUUUAGAAGAUAAAGGUAGACAACGAUUGGCAAGAUUCAUUGCUGUUGCAGCUACCGCAAAGAUGGACAUUCAAUAUUCGAAAGAAAAAGAGAAGUUUCUAAAAUAUGUUGAUGAAUGUAUCAAUCCUAAUGAUAACAAAGAGUCAAAUAAAUCUUCAUCUGACUCUGAAGAUUCCGAAGUUCCCAGAAAAAAAAUUAAAAUAGAAAAUGAAUCUGAAAAACACACUGAAUAUGAAGCUGAAAUCACUGAAAUUAAGACUAUACCUGGUGUGCCUAUGAAUCUUCCAAAUCCACUAUCAGAGUCAUCUAAAAAACUAACUCUUAGACAAUUGAAAUUUGCCAGUGGUGUAUUAAAAGUCAUACGUGACCGUCAAAUUGUGUUUAAUUACCAAGAAUUGGGUAGGCUCAUUGCUGCAGAAACCAAACAACCACCUAUGGAUGGAAAAGCUCUGAAAACGUUUCUCCAAAGACUGGUUAUAGAUGGAUGUAUUAAAAUUUACACUAUCAAAUGGCCUGGGUACAAUGAUAAAUUUACCAAUGUCAUCUGUGCUCCGCAUAUUAAACCAUCUCACCCAAAAAUAAGAACUAAAGGUAUGGUUAUCGUGAAAAAUAGUACACGAAAUAUACAACAAGCUAAGAAAAAUGCAACAAUAUCGAGAUCUUUGACUGAGUAUUCUUUCCCUCGUUAUAUGAAACUCCAGAAACUACACAUGGCUAUGAUAAAAUAUGCUUAUUUUGAAGACAUUAAAUCGGAACCAAAUGGCUUACCUCAAGGAUUUGUCUAUAUAAAAGAUUUGAUUCCAGAAUUGACCCUAGAAAUUGCAUUAGGCACCAUAUGCAGUGCUGGUAUUUUGAAUAUUUCAAGAUUUAACAUAAACGACGAACUUCUUCAAACUAAAUUACGCUAUGUACCAGAGGAGUUAUAUAAAGCUCUAACAAAUACAAGUCAUCUUGACAAAUCUAUACGAACUAAUUUGAAAGUACUUGCGAUGUUCGGACUUGUCCAACUAAUAGCACAAGUUGCUCCCAUGAAUGUAAUCAUACCUGACAAUUGUCUUGCUAUUCACUUAUUCUAUGUUAAUAAAAAUGCUACAAUACUUGAUACAUCAGGUGAUUGGCCAAAACGAAAUGUGAAUAUCCAGAAUUUCGAAAAACAGUUUCAUUUUGAAACGUUUGAUCGUGUUACAGAGUUUUGGGACGCAGUUUACUCCAUAAGUACUGCUACUGUAAUUGAUAUACCUAACCGAAAACGGGGAAAACCACCUCCGGUUUCAAUAAGGACACAAAAUGAGGUAGAUGAAUAUGAUAUUGGGCUCAGAUUUGGAGAUAAUUUGGGACCUUGUGGAUUUGAUUCAAACUUUUACCUUGAUGUACAGCGUUUGUGGAGAGCUUAUUGCGCGAGAUCUAAUCACAUUCCUCCAAAUAAACAAAAGCGACAAUCAGUUAUUAAAAUACCUAAGUUUGAAAAACCUAAAAGAAAAGUUCAAAGAAUUGUAAAGAAAGCAAUACAAAAACCAAAAUUGAUUGAAAAACUACCACACAUAAAAAAAUUGCAAUAUAAACAAGCUUUGUUGAGACAACCCUUACCAAGCAGAAAGAAAGUUUCUGAACAAAUAAUUUGGACGCCUGAAGAGGAUAUGAUUAUAAUGUUGUGUAAAACUGCUAUAACUAUUAUGAGCCCUAUAUCACAACCAGGUUGUUUGCAAGUCAGAAAUUUGGUCACUAAGGAUAUACUAUCCAUUAGAGAUCCCAAAAAAAGUCAAAAGGCAUGUCAUAAAAGAGCAUCAAUUGUAGAUGCUAAUUCUACAAUGAUACAUCUAAAUGACUGCAUCAUGGUUGAACUAAAACGUCAUGUUGGUAUUACGCAAAAGUAUGACAGUAUGCUAAAAAAAUUAAGAAUUCUUAAUUCCAAUUGUAAUAAUACAAAAUAUCUGCUUGCUGCAAGAGUGCCCAUGAUGGAAUUAAUAUGGGUUUUAAUGACUGUAUUAAAAGCUUGUUCGGUCAAACAAACUGUUCCUGUCUUUCCGAAUUUAGAUGAACUUUAUAAAAAAUUCACAGUGGUACCAUCAUCUGCUAAUCGACCAGGAAAUAAGUAUCAAUCUGCCCCUGAUGAUUUUGUAAUUGGUCCAUUAAAGGAAUCUAUAAUAUUAACUGUUAUGCUAUCUUUUGAAAAUGUUAUGCCAAAAGAAAAUGCUAAAAAAAUUUAUCACAAUUUUAAACGAUACGACGAAAGGACAUUGAGGAAAGCUGUUAUACAAUUAAGACAGAGUAGAGCUAUUUCAGCUAAAGAAAAGAUAUUAAAUGGACUCUUGCACAAAGUUAACUUAGAUGACAUAGUAGAUUGCUGGUAUAAGAUAUCUGCACAAUACCAACGCAAAUGGUUGAUCAGACUCAAUUCAGAAUUUGUAGAUGAGCUGGCCAACUGUUUUUAUAAAUCAACUGUCGAAGAUGAUCUGAAAGGUUCACCAGAGUUAAACUGUUUUUGUUCUGAGCUUCAAAUAAUGGGUGUCCUACAAAUAACCAUGACAGUUGCACCUGCUAUAUCUGGAUUUUCAGGAUCCAUAAUUCAAGAAGAUCAGUUAAAUGCCAUAGACAUAGAAUCUAGAUAUAAAUUAAAAUCUGGCACACUUGCCUGGAAAGUUAGAAGCGACAUUAAGAACUUUGUAGAUAUUUACAAAAACAUGGAGAUUGAAGAACCUUUACAGGAUAUCCUAAGGGAAUCAGUGAUGGAACAAAAUGAAAUUCUGGGAUCAAAUUUAGAAAAUGUUUAUACCGAAGUGGAAGACAAAAUUAUAGCACAUCUUAAACAAAAGCGGGAAAAUGGAAGCAAUUUGCGUGAAUUGAAGGACAUUUCUGGACUCAACUAUGAAUCUUUGAACAAAACUCUAACAAAAUUGAUUACUCAAAAAAUCAUCAAACGUGUUGGUGUCUACGACAAUAUUAUCAUCAUGAUGGAGUAUAUUAAAAAGUGGUCGAUGGCAAUAAACAAAUAUUACAUACUGAGUAAACCCUGGCUAACAAUAGACGCAGAAAUAAGAAAGGAUAUAUUUUUGAAAUGGGCUGGAGUAGUGAUGAAUAAAGUUUUCGAAAACCCCGGGUCUAGUUUAUCUUAUUUAGCAGACAAUUGCGAAUUCUUAUCUACUGCAGCUGUUCAAGAUGUUAGCUAUGUUCUAUUUAAAUGGAAAUGUGUUACAUUACAUACUAUGAUAGAAAAAGAACCAGAUUUACUAUCUGAAGACGAUGAUGUAAUACCAGAACUUGGUGAAUAUAAUUCGUUUGAAUCACCACACAACAUUAUAGUGUUACCUGUUGUUGAUUCUUUUGUAAGAUACUCGUUUAUAAGAAAAACUAUUCUUAAUAGUCUAAAUUAGUGACAGGAGAUUUCGUCAAUUCUUAGCUUCGGUUUGUUCAUCAGAAUUGUUACCUAUGUCCACUUUGUAUAAUAUUUGUUUUAAUAAAACUGUAAAUAUGU